Messenger RNA from Lachancea nothofagi CBS 11611, 615 nucleotides. Lineage: Eukaryota; Fungi; Ascomycota; Saccharomycetes; Saccharomycetales; Saccharomycetaceae. The record is from the annotation of a GenBank genome assembly.
AUGGGUGGAAUUCUGAAAAAUCCGUUGCCAGACCAAAAUGGACAUGUCGAAGACUCCGAGUCAAUUUCGGAGUUUAGAAAGCAAGUCUACAAGAACACUCAAUUGAACGCUCAACUGAGCUCUAAGAAUAACAACGAAAAGACCCAACAGCCUAUUACGCCGAAGAAGCACUCCAUUCCAAAAGACAUUGUGAGUUUAAAGCACGAACAGGAUAUCCUCACACAGUCGGAGGAGCAAGAAAGGUUGAAAUGGAAUCAGCAAAAUCUUGAUGAGAACGAUGUGGCUAAGCUACAGUAUCAAGAUAUCAACAUAGAUGAACCUAAGACGCCGUACCAGGGUGCCGUAGAUCCCUCGGGGGAGUACUAUAGGGACGACGAAGAGGAAGAGGACCUAGAAAGCUUAUCUUUAGGUGAACCGGUUGUGGGGCUGAAAAAUACCAACGAAACGCAAGAAUCUAGAGAAGAUGAACCUUCUCAAGAAGAUGAGGUAGAGCCAGAGUCCCCAGAGGCUCGCCACAAGCGUUUCGAGAAGCUUCGGAAGCAGCACUACAAUGUCAAAGAAGCCCUCAACGCUCAAAAAAGUGGCUCACAUGCCGAUGACGAUGAUGAAGAGUGA